AUGGCGAAUGUAGCAACUGGCCAAACGAUUCCUCUAAUUGUUUCCUGUCCUCCCCCUUCCUCGACCGGACAGGAGUCUGAUGCCAUGCUUCCUUUAUUUACUAGUAAUGAUGUGAAAAUCCGACAAAAACAAACUAAGCGGCUUCGGAUGGCCAGCAUUAUUUGUUGCCUAGUCGGCGUUCUUUGUAUUUCAAUUGGUAUCACUCUUCUCACCAAGUAUGGUUGGGCGAUGCAGUCGAAUGAGGAACGAAUCUAUCUUGCGGCCUCCAUCUAUGGUAUCUUCAUCUUCCUCGUCGGUUUGGUCGCUUCUGUAGCCGGAAUUUGCUUGGUCCUUCUGCUGUGUAAUGUCUAUCAGGCCAUUACCGAAGCCAAGCUUUACGUGGCAAAAUCCCCACUUAUCCAACUUCAUGCUCUCUGCUACAUCAAACAAACUCUUGGCUUUCACUUUCUUUCACAGAUCCCUUACCCGCGACAACUCCCACUCUCAGGAGUUCUGGCUUCCCCUUCAGCCACCAGUCCUCCAUUAGACCAAGAGCUACAAACGCCACAUCGUGUGAGUCCGACUGCCACAGCAACAGCAGCUAACAUUCCCCCUGAUGGCAUCAUUCCUAAAGCUUCUGCACCACCAGGAACCAUGCGUCAAUUUCAUCAUUCACCUCCACUACCUAUUCAGCCGACGGGUAUCGGAGAUGCAAAUUUUGGUUUAUCACAUCCACCUUCUAUGCCUUCAUUUCCUUCCCCUCCUCAUUCUUUGCCUCAGAGCUUUUCGAAUCCUCCUCCUUAUCAUGCUGAUACCGCACAGCCUCUGUCCUACCCCAGCGAUUGCCAACCUCUGCCGGAGAUUGGAUUUUCUUCCUAUCCUCAAUAG
This is a messenger RNA of Protopolystoma xenopodis, 867 nucleotides long. NCBI's taxonomy places the organism in Eukaryota, Metazoa, Platyhelminthes, Monogenea, Polystomatidea, Polystomatidae. The record is from the annotation of a GenBank genome assembly.